AGAAGAAGCGGCAUUUAAUUUAUUGAUUUGCACACUACUGAGAAUGCCCCCAUGGCACGCGAUGCAAGGCGAUUGUGAGUCGCCGGCCCCGAAACCAAGGACAUCAUUACCCCCCUCGCUGUAUUUGGUGAAGCGACUGUAACGUGUUUUCAUGACCAAAACAACAGCGGCUGUGUCGGCCCGUUCAAACCCAAACGGACAUCACACACAACACAAAAACUCACUCCGUGCGCGACAUUCAAAGCACUAAGUAUUCAUCAAUAUCAUCAGCAACUUUGUUAAGUGCCGUGCCGUGCCAUUGGGACUAGGAUUAGGAUUAGGAACUGCACUGCUACCACUAGGAUGUCGGUGGCUUCAGCAAAUGGCUACAUCGCCGGAAACGGCGGCGGCGUUGGUGGCGGCGGCAGCAUCAGCGAGACCGAUAAUGUAUCCGCCCUUGAACUGCAAUCGAAUCGACGGAUGCUGUACUUCAGUGACGGCGUCAUGGAGGAGCUCUCCUCAUCCAGCGAUAGCGAGACAGAGGCGGAUGUGCCCGACAAGGGCUACAAUGUACAGUUGGACGAGCGCGAAAUGGCGUUGGGGCCGCGCCUACGCUACAAGGCCAGCCGCAUGGGCAAUAAAUUCUUAGCCGGCAUCGACUAUGUGGGCGGUGGUUUGGCCUCCUUGCUGGGCAUCACCAACACCAAAUAUGCCACCGAAAUGGAGAGCUACCAAAGGGCCAAAAUCCAAGGCGACGAGGACCUUGACAAUAAUUGGACAUUGCCACAGCAGUUGCAGAACAACAAUCACAACAACAUGAAUCGCAACGAGACUGUCGUGCUGUGUGCCCCAGCACGCAGCGAGGGGGUACCGGCACCACAAGUGCCCCAAACCCAGCAGCAGGGCCCACAAUAGUAGGUGCUCGCUCACUCACUCGCUUGCUCAUCAGGUGGGAAAAAGCUCCGAGAGAGAGAGUGAGAGAGGGAAGAGAGAGUGAGAGAGAGAUUUUGAUACUCCUUUUUACAAAAUGGUAAAACCAAAACGCGGAUGAUAUUCAACUUUUCGACACAAUUUAUUCGCUAGCAAAUAAGUUAAAAUAAAAGAAAUACAAUUACUACAAA
Messenger RNA from Drosophila obscura, 1100 nucleotides. RefSeq lists its product as uncharacterized. The coding region runs from base 343 to 894 and encodes 183 amino acids. The record is from RefSeq and is a predicted model, not a curated record. The transcript has 2 exons. NCBI's taxonomy places the organism in Eukaryota, Metazoa, Arthropoda, Insecta, Diptera, Drosophilidae.